AUGUUCAAGAUCGUUUUAACAGCAGUUCUAUCACUUCUAUUAGUGACGCAGGUCAAGUGAUUCCGAGAUAAUCCUCAGUACUCAACAAGCUCAUCAGAAUUGGAUAUUGAUGUUAUCAGUAACAGCAAAGAUUGACUAAUUUUUAUCAAAAGUGAUUGAAUUGGAUUUAUAACCCAGUUAAAGUCAGCUAUCCAAACAGUCAAUUAUCAUUAUCUUAAUUUAUCAGAGUUGCAGAAAGUUAAUGAGUCAAAGAAGGAAUCUAUAAGCUCUCUCUUCGAUUCAUUAAGAUCAUUUAAAAUCCCCCUUGAAAUUUCUGAUUUCUGUUUGAAUCCUCAAAACAGCCAAACUUUUCUAUCUGAGUAUGAAAUUUCUCAAAUUUUUACAAAGAUGAAUUUGAAUUGACCAAAUUCGAAAUUAGAAAAGUUAGAUUCCUUUACCGGCUCCUCUCAGAGAGACUUAGAGACUCUUGCAGAAGUAUCAACUGAUUACCCAGAGCUAGAAGGAUUAGCAUACACCAUCAUUUCUUUAACCUGAGCAGCUGGACUUAUUUAUUACAUUGGAUAUCUGCUAAAAGGGUAUGAUGCUACGCCAUUUUGGAUUCUUCUUCAUUUUAUCCAACUAGUAUAUCUCAUGAUCAUGCUAGAAGUAAACCAGCCAGCUAAUCUGGUAUAUUUCUUGGACAAGCUAGACCAUUGCAAGCUAGAUAUGAAUUUCAUUGAUGAGUUUACUACAAUCAGAGAUGAAGUAAGAAAAGAUAUCAACUUCAGACCUGAUAGAGCUGCAUUUGCAAAAAUUGCAUGGGAUUACGGAAGUGUCCUCGUGAACCUCGCAUUCUAUGCAAGGCUUAUAUGAACAGUUAUCUUGCUCCAUAUCUGAUUGAAAGUGAUUAUGUGCUGGAGUAACCCUGAGAGGAAGGAUCAUAAGUUCUUCAAAUGGACUAACUCUCUUAAAAAUCACAUUAGUAAAGAUUUUUACAUCAGAUAUUGCCUUGAAAUUUCUCUCUUCCUCUGGACAGCUGUAUUUAUAGAAUUUAUGUCAACUCCAAGAGAUUCAGGUUUGGAAAAGCUUUCAUUAAUGGUUGCCAUAAAUAUUUUGUGAUUCCUGAUUUACUUGACUUUUUCAUUCGUAUUUGCUUUCUAUGCAAAGAACACUGCUGAGACGUAUAGAGGAUAUUUUUACACGUACUUCCUCAUGAAGAGAGCUAUAAUGCCUAUCCUGCUUAUAUCCCUUGCAUACACCUCUAAAGAAUGGCAACUAAGCAUGCUGGUACUCGCCCAAUGAGUGCUCUUGACUAUUGAAAUCAUUUUAGCAAUUAUGAAAAAGACUGAACAUUCUAGAGAGACAUUCCAUCUUGGACAAACUUUGAUUAACAGAGUUCUUUCAAUUAUUUGCAACUCUAUGUUUUUGGUCUACCUCUGUUGAAUGUUCAUGUUUUUAGAUGAUUCGCCAUCUGAAGAUGAUAACCAGGGCAAGGCCCUGGCUAUCUUUAUCAGCUGCUGUAUUUGAAUUAUUGUCGUGUUCAUUUCAGGAUUAGGAAUUUCUAGGCUCUUCUGGUGCAAAAAUCAACCAACAGAUGAGAAAGAAUCUAGAGAAAGAUCACUUGAAAGUUAUAAGGAAAGAACAAAUUAUGAUCAAAACAGACAGAUAGAUAUGGAAAAUAAAUUGCAGAGAGAUGACAAUGAAAAUUCCUCUAGAAAGAUAAGUGAAUCGAGAAUGUCUCCAAAGAAGUCUCAGGAGAAUUCUCAAGCCUUCAAAUCUCCUUUAGAAAAGUCAGCUUUGAGCUCCUCCGAAGAGGAUUAAUGGAAGAAAUUAGAAAUCGCUCUAAAAAUUGUCAAUAGUUCA
This is a messenger RNA of Moneuplotes crassus, 1842 nucleotides long. Lineage: Eukaryota; Ciliophora; Spirotrichea; Euplotida; Euplotidae. The record is from the annotation of a GenBank genome assembly.